Messenger RNA from Scaptodrosophila lebanonensis, 1362 nucleotides. RefSeq lists its product as uncharacterized. NCBI's taxonomy places the organism in Eukaryota, Metazoa, Arthropoda, Insecta, Diptera, Drosophilidae. Gene Ontology annotation, biological process: regulation of proteolysis; proteasome-mediated ubiquitin-dependent protein catabolic process. The coding region runs from base 45 to 1160 and encodes 371 amino acids. The transcript has 3 exons. Gene Ontology annotation, molecular function: ubiquitin protein ligase binding. The record is from RefSeq and is a predicted model, not a curated record. Gene Ontology annotation, cellular component: cytoplasm.
UUUAAUAAUAUCUGUUUAAAAUUCCUACUAUUUAAUUAUUAAAAAUGAAUUCUUGGUUACGCAACUCCUUAACUGAAAUCGCUCGCACGAAUCGCCACACGGACUGCACCUUCACAAUCGAAAUGAAGGGCUGUAGUCGGGUGUUCCCCUGUCAUAAGCUGAUCUUCAGUUGUGCUUCAGAUGUUUUCGAUCGCAUGCUCUUUGGAGGCUAUAAUGAGUCCAGCUCGGGAAUGGUUAAGCUAACCGAUGUACAUCCUGACAUAUUUGAGAAAUUUCGGGACUACGUUUACGGCUAUGAGUACGACAAGCUGAAGAAAUACGACUUCGACACACUUAUACAGCUCUCGGAGUUCGGCAACAAGUACUUGGUUGAGUCCAUCAAGGACGAUUGCCUUCGAGAGAUACUGGAGCGCAAAUACUCUUAUGAUAUCGGAGAACUGCUGCGCCUGUUCCAAUGCGCACACAAUCUGAACGUAACGAAGUUUAUCGAUUGGGUUUCGUGGGAACUCAAGACAAACUCGAAAAGCUUGAUGGGGCAUGCUGGUAUCUAUGAGUUCAAUACGGAUGUAUUCAAAUCGUAUCUGAAGGUCGUCUCGGGCAAGCUCUCGGAGUCUGAGCGUUUCAAUGUGCUGGAAAUGUAUCUUAAAUACCACGGCUUGGACGAUGUCAGUCCAGAGGAGGAAGCAGCUCCUGAAUUUGGAGGGGGUGAUAUCAAGGAAAAUACUUCCUACACCGAACUGUCCACCUCUGACUCAACCGAUGAGGUUGAGGAGCCAGUCGAGCCUAAAUCUGAAGUGCCGGAGCCUGAAAAAAACAUUUGCAGUAAAUAUGUAUUUGAGCUGAUCGCGCUGAUCGACUUCAGCAGGUUUACACCCAAAGAGUUCUACGAUGGUCCUGGCAAAUCAAAUUUUCUCAGCCUGGCCCAGAAAUACGAAUAUCUCUAUAAAAUAGCGCGAAACGCUUCACAGGCCAAGGAAGAAUUGGAACAGAAAUUAGAGCGCAGCCACAGUGUGGAGCCGCAGUCAUGUGUUCCUAUGUUCGCAUCGAGUCAAGGUCAUCCAAAUCAUCAUACAGGACAUCAAGGACAUCUGGCCCCAUCGAAAUGUGAUCGAAUGCGACAUCCACGUCAUCGUUACGAGUGGACCGAUUACGAUCAGUAACUAAGACUUUAGUUCAUAAUUAAGGCAAUGCAAGUAACACGCAGAACUGUGCGAUUUAUUUGAAAAGUCUGAAAUGUUAAUGCCAAAGAUGUCUGUUGCAGCAGAAAAAUAUAGAACGAUUUACAAUUUUGUUGGUUUUAAAUGAAGGAGUUUAAUAAAUUUCUCUGCAAAUUAUUUGUCUGUCUGGACAAUGAAAGUUCAA